CAUUUUCAUACCUCAUAGGUAACAAUCUAAGCUGAGUAAAGAUGAGUCCCAGUCAAGUUGAUGAAUCUGUAACUAUGACAGAGGAAGCUCCCACUUUUGCUCCAUGUUUACCAGUACCCAAUGUUCAAGAAAUGGUGAGGAAGAAUCCUUUGCAGGUUCCUAAAAGAUAUGAAAGGAGUGAAGAAGAGAUGGAGAAAGAAAACUACAAGUCUCACCUUUCAUCUGAGAUCCCUAUAAUUGAUUUUUCACUACUCUCUGAUGGUAGCAAAGAGGAGUUAUUGAAACUGGACACAGCAUUGAAGGAGUGGGGUUUCUUUCAGGUAGUGAACCAUGGCAUCAAAACAGAACUGAUGCAGAGAAUGAAGGAAUUAACUGCUGAGUUUUUUGGACUUCCAGUAGAAGAGAAGAACAAGUAUGCAAUGCCUCCAGACGAUAUACAAGGUUAUGGACAUACUUCUGUAGUUUCUGAUGAGCAGAUACUUGACUGGUGUGAUCAACUGAUUUUCCUGGUUUACCCCACCAAGUUCAGGAAGCUUCAAUUUUGGCCAGAAACCCCAGAGGGAUUCAAGGACAUGAUAGAGGCAUACUCAAGUGAAAUUAAACGAGUUGGUGAAGAACUUAUCAGUUCUUUGUCUGUGAUUUUGGGGUUGCAGAAAGAUGAACUUCUUGGACUACACAAUGAAGUACUACAAGGCUUACGUGUCAACUAUUACCCUCCAUGCAGCACACCUGAGCAAGUAUGGGGGUUGAGUCCACACUCUGAUGCAAGCACCAUUUCCGUGGUUAUGCAAGAUGAUGAUGUAUCUGGGUUAGAAAUUCGAUACAAAGGAAGCUGGGUACCAGUGACUCCAGUACCAGAUGCUCUAGUGAUCAAUGUUGGAGAUGCAAUAGAGAUAUGGAGUAAUGGCAGAUACAAGAGUAUAGAACACAGAGCAUUGACAAAUCAGAACAAAAAAAGGACUUCUCAUGUAUCAUUUUUGUUCCCACGGGAUGAUGCGGAUAUUGGACCCUUUGAUCAUAUGAUAGAUGCUGAAAACCCCAGGCUGUACCAGACACUCAAGUAUGGAGAUUAUUUGAGGCACACACUGAAUAGGAAAUUGGAGGGAAAAACACAAACUGAUGCGGCAAAGAUAAAGGAAUAGAGGAAUUACAAAUUUAAGAGAAGGCCCAAUGAGAUAAAUUGAUUGGAGAAUGUUAGUUUAAACUUUAAAGUGAACCCUCUCGUAUUGCUUCUUUUUUCAUGUUGUCAACUGUGCUGUAUAAAGGGUAUGCAGCUCUUGCAUUAAAGCUCCUGCUAUGUGCAGAGUUCGAAAAAACACUCAAUCACUUGGUCUAUUAUAUGCAAUCUAUCCUAUUUUUUUAUGUAAAAGACUGUUUUUAAACUUGAACCUGUGACAUCAAUCACAUUGUCAAACGUGCUUGUAUAAUACUUAGUAAAUAAUUUAUACACUAGUUGAGUAGAGUCUCUACUAUGUGUUAGUGCUAGCCCAUGUCAUUGUAAUAUUUUUGUCAAGUAGUUCUGGGAAAAAAAUUCAGUACUAGUCUUCGAUCCUCCUUGCAAUCA
Messenger RNA from Lotus japonicus, 1564 nucleotides. Its product is annotated as oxoglutarate-dependent flavonoid 7-O-demethylase 1-like. The record is from RefSeq and is a predicted model, not a curated record. The coding region runs from base 42 to 1142 and encodes 366 amino acids. Lineage: Eukaryota; Viridiplantae; Streptophyta; Magnoliopsida; Fabales; Fabaceae. The transcript has 4 exons.